This is a messenger RNA of Rhineura floridana, 5371 nucleotides long. RefSeq names its product proline rich 5 like (gene PRR5L). The record is from RefSeq and is a predicted model, not a curated record. The coding region runs from base 452 to 1546 and encodes 364 amino acids. The transcript has 9 exons. Lineage: Eukaryota; Metazoa; Chordata; Lepidosauria; Squamata; Rhineuridae. Gene Ontology annotation, biological process: TORC2 signaling. Gene Ontology annotation, cellular component: TORC2 complex.
UCUGUUUAAAGGGGUGACUGGGAAGUUAGGCUUUCUCCCGCAUUGGAUUCCGAAAUGUAAAAGGGAUGGGAUAGAAACUGGAUAGCAAUAACUUUCCCUAAAGUUGAAAGGGAGUAGGAGGAGUUUUGGGGGCGUUGUGGGGUCUUGGAGCCGCUGCGGUAGCCACAGCAACGACUGAUUCCAAUCAGACUGUCAGCCGCGCUCGCCUAGUUGGACGCAGGAGAUAAUUGCAAGGUUGUCGCUUCACAAAGGCUCUCUUUUGAUUGUGUUAACAAGAUGUUUAUUUCGAGCAGCAGAGUUAUUUGCAAAGAAGAAGAAGAAGAUUGAUUUGUGCCGUGCCUGAUCUGACUGAAUUUUGAUUCUGAAGAAAGGGAGGAAAGGCAUUACCCUUGGCAUUUUCUAUUGGCCCUUUUUCACAAAGCCACUUCCUGGACCCUUUCCAUCUGAACCUAUGACCAAGGAUUUCACCAUAGCCCCAGCUCUUGUUUUCCAGUUUCAGAAGAUGGGUUCAUUCCGAAGGCCGCGUUUCAUGAGCUCCCCAGUGCUGAGUGAUUUGCCACGGUUCCUAGCAGCUCGGCAAUCUCUACAGCUCAGCUCCAACUCUGCAUGGAACAGUGUUCAGACAGCAGUGAUCAAUGUGUUCAAAGGGGGAGGCUUACAAAACAAUGAACUCUACACCCUCAAUGAAAAUGUAAGGCGAUUGUUGAAGAGUGAACUUGGAUCCUUCAUCACAGACUAUUUCCAGAACCAGCUCCUUGUGAAGGGCUUGGUGUUCAUGGAGGAGAAGGUUAAGCUUUGCGAAGAAGAGAAUCGCAUCCACAUAUUAUCUGAAAUCUGGGAUCAUUUCUUCACAGAGACUCUUCCCACACUUCAGGCUAUAUUUUAUCCUGUUCAGGGCCAAGAACUGACAAUUCGCCAGAUUGCCUUGCUCGGCUUCCGAGAUUUGGUCUUAUUAAGAGUGAAUUUGGAUGAGAUCCUUCCUCGGGUCCAAACCAAUCUCCCACCUUCCAUUGUCCAGAUGCUACUGAUUUUACAGGGAGUGCAUGAACCUACAGGUCCCAGUAAGGCCUUCAUGCAAUUGGAGGAGCUUGUUAAACUCGUGGUCUCCCCGUACCUUGGUUUGUGUGAAGAACACUGCUUCCCAGGCAGUACCUGUGCCCUGGAGAAAAGGUAUUAUAGACCUCGUGCCAAACUCAAUGGGCUGAGCUUCUCUCCUCACACUGUGGCAGCACGACAGGUCAGUGAGACUGCCUUGACGCCCCUGACUGAACAGGAGGGUGAGGCGUACCUGGAGAAGUGUGGAACUAUCCGUCGCCAUACUGUUGCCAAUGCUCACUCUGAUAUCCAGCUGUUGGCCAUGGCUUCUAUUAUGCACUCGGGAAUGGUGGCAGAAGAACCAGACAGUGGUGACACAUGUCUCCUCCUGCAGCCCAGCUUAAACCAUAGGCAAUGUUCCAGUGAGCCCAGUAUAGCAGAUGGACCAGAAGAGCUGGGUACAACAACCAUGCAGGAACCUACAGAACUGAACUGCACAUCUGUCUGCUGAAACGCUGGGCUGAGGGAAAGACAGAUGACGUGUGCUAAGCAAACAAUUGUUUUGUUAUUUGCUGAGAACUAUGGAGGUCAAAUUCCAGAAGGGAGAGCCAUGUGCCAUGUCCUGGGCUGCCAUACAUUUCUGACUUACGUUUUUGAAGAGCUCUUGGAAAUACUAGUUGUCAGGCUAGGUUCUAAUUUUGUGUGGCUUAUUUUUUUUCAAGGUACAAGGGUGCUAAAUUUCAACUUCUUUCCUUCCCUUUUGUCUGGCUUUCUCAGAACUUCUUUUCAACCAGGUUUCUCUUCCUGAGUUGACCUUCCACUUUUUGCCAUAUCCAGUGUAUGGUGUCCUACAAUACGCCUAUAAUGGUGUUCUGCAGUGUAGAUCAGGGAAGGAUGAGCAACGCUGUUGGGGACACACUUUCCCUUGAGGACAGUAUGUGGUAUAUACAGGAAGCCAGCUAUGGAAUAUGCUAGUUUUGUAUGAGACUGAUGGUUGGUUCAUACAGAAGUGCGCUGCAAGUCUGAACUGGAGGGAUGGGAGUUGUGAAACUGCACCCAUUUUCCAGGGUUGGAGCCCUAUAACAUGCUGAAUUAGCUUUGCCUUGUUCAGCCACAAAAACUGGCAACAAAGUUGCUCAGGCCAUUUCUGAAAGUUAUGGGGUUUGAGGUUUUCUUUUCAGAACUGCUCUUCUCAGGGAUCACUCAAGUAUAUUCCAAAGAAGUAUCUAAGGUGGACUUCUACAACUUGGUACCCUCCCAUCAACCCCACCCAACAUGGCUAACUGUCAGGUGGUGGGAGUUGGAGUCUAACAACAGCUGGAAGGCACUGGGUUGGGAAGGCUGCUUUAAAUAUUUAGGUUUUAGGAGAGGCCAUUAGAAAAAAGGCGUGGGAUUUUUUAGGAUCUCAUGCUAGGGAAACUAUCUUUGACUAUAUACCAAUGGUAACAAAAGAAUAAUAGCAGUGAUGAGCUCUUAAGCAUCCAACAAUUGUGUAGUGCUGUUCAAGAGAUUAACUUCUAUCACUGUGGGAAAAUGACCACUCUUCGAAUGUCUUCAGUGAACAUCAAGAAUGAGGCUUUCUUACUGCACAAUGGGAUUGCAUUGUAUAUAGAAGCCCUUAGACUGAUGAGGAGCUAAUUCUUGCUCUUGCAAAACUGGGACAGUUGGUGACUGGUAUGGAGAAUGAGGGUGCCACUAACUCCAGCAUCAGGACAGACAGAUUAGCUUUCUGGAAGCUGUGUGGUGGUGCUGCAUUUCAGGACUCCAGUCUCUAGGAAUGGGACUCCAGUCACAUCAGAUCUCUACUUCCAAGUACCUUUGGAAAACCAAGUUAUUGGGGGGGGGAGAGGAAAGUUUUUCAGAUGUAGGGCUGGUCUUCUUUCCUCAAUGUGGAUGGGGCCAAGAGCCCUCUAGUAACUGGAAUAGCCAGUUGUUUACUUAAAAAAACACACACACCAGUAUCAUACUAUCUUUUUCUUUUGUGUGAUACUCGUUCUGUGAUAGGUACCUCUUUAUGGAAGUAGAAUACAACCCAAGGAAUUAAGUUUUAAUUAAUUAAAUUAAGGAGAGGGAUGGAGCUUGGUUAUAUACCUGUAAAGUUUGACAUAAGACAUACAGGUGCACAGAGACAGUUCUGUUUUGAUGAAUUAGUUUUUAAGCUGUAAAAGGACCUGCUGAAUGAAAUUGGUGGGGAUUUGGGAUACAUAGGUGGCCUGGCCUUGGCAAGGGCUUCCAAUAAGAGCUCCACAAAGACUUUGCAAGUCCUAGUCUGAAAGCCUUAUUUUCCAUUACAAGUAUAUAGGAUUAUAGCUUUUACCCGACAAAAGUAACUAAUUAGGAAUUGGAAAAAAAAGUCUCUUUAUCCUUCCACUACAUGUCCAUUCCUGGUUUUUAUUUGAAUUUGUAUUUUAUUCUGAAUAUGGAAUUUUCCAAGUAUGCUUGUCCCUGUGAGACCAAGCCAGGGUGGUGGUUACCACUCCACUCCAGGGCAAGGAUUAACUUGGUAAGGGAGUUUUACUUUGAAUAUCAAAUGGAAGCUUACAAAGAGAAAAAAAGGUAAUGUCUGGAAACAAAGUAGGAACUGGUGAUAAGUCUUCAAAUAGAAAUCCUCUUAGACCUAUGAGCUUUUAAAAAAAUCAUAAUGCAACCUUCAUUACUUACUUUCAUUUUACAUAUUCAUGUGAAACAGCUUUGAUGACUCCCACAGUAGAGACUUCUGCUUUCACACAUACCACAAGCAUGGAAAUCUGUCCAUUUUGGCAUCUCAGUUUGACAGAUCCCUGCAUCUUCUCAAGUUCCUCUGCUUGCCUUAAUUCUCUGAAAUCCCCAUUUUGCUGCACCCACUCAGCCUUCUCAUUUCCACUUGUACGCACAAAUACAUUCUUUCACUGUUGCUCAUAGGUAUAGUUAUCACAGACCUUCAUUUCUCUUUUUCCAUUCAAUCACCACUUUUCCCAGUCAAGGGUGUGUGUGUGUGUUAAACCUCAAAAUUCAGUGAACUUGGCAGUGAAGGAAGUAUAUAGUUUAAGCAGACUCAACAAUAGCAGUCUUGUAGAGCCAAACUUCAUAUGCCAUCUUCUCAGCAAGUGCUGUGCCACCAAGAACAGUCCUAAUGUAUAAUUGCAACCAUAUUCAUACAGCAGAACCAUAGCCACAGUUCUUCUCCGCUAAAACCUUACAUAGCCUUUCACUAGACCCAAGAUCUUUGCUCCCUUCCAGGAAAAUGUGGUACAGAUCAGUGAUGGUUAAACAGAGAAUGGAGAGCCAUACCCCAGUAGUAGAGCACAUGUUUUGGACGCAGAAGACCCCUGGGUUCCAUCCUUGGCAUCUCCAGUUACAGAAUCAGGUAGCUGAUGAUGGGAAAGACCUCUGGAAGAGCUACUGCCACUCAGAGUAGACAGUAUUGGGCCAGACACACAGACAGACUGACUGACUUGCUGUAAGUCAUCUUCAUACAGGCAGCAUUUGACUUAUACAAUCAUUUUGAAGCCUUCACUAAUCUACUUCCUAGGUAGGGUGAGGAUUGUAGGGAAUCCAGCAAGAUUGUGUUCUACUUUCAGUCUCUCUUGAUGCAUUUGGCCCCCAAUUCUUUUCAGGGAAUGGCACUGCCAAGGCCAAAAAGCAAUGUACAAAGGAGCACCAUGCUGCUUCAAACCUGGCAUGUGAAAUGAAUGUGCAGUUAGGGGACCAAACAAAGUUGAAGAAGUACACAAGUAUGUCCUGUGCUCCUUUUACUUGGGCAGCAGCUCAGUCCCUCCUCCAUACACAAACCUCAGGAAAGAGUUGUCCAAAAGCCUACUUUGUGUCCCAUGACAGUAUGACUUUGUUGAUCUGCAACUAUGGAGGUUGUUUCAGAGGUGGUUACUGUUAUCUGUCACUGAUGCUUCCUUUAUAAGGUGUGACAGCAUAAGAAGGGCAAGGGUUCCAUCUGCUCUCAGCAUCUGUCUCCACAAACGUGCCCAAUAUUAAAGCCAUCUAAGCUAGUAUUUUCCCGCCAUCUCUCUUGAUGUACUUUUCUUUAUAUUUAGAGUGGACUGAGAGGUCAAUACAAGCAUGCACAACUGAGGGUGUGGAAAUUAUUUGGGGGGAAGUUGAGUAUUUAUUGUCUUUGGAAUACCCCUACAUUGGCCCAUUUCAGCUGUAACACUAAACCACCAGUUUAACCACCAGUGCUAAGCCACUGUUUCAGUAUCUCCCCAUCCUGAUGCAGCCACAAGGUGGAGAUUAAAAAAUCUGCUUUCUCUUGUUCAGUAAACAAAUCUCAUCAGUUCAGCCAAAAAAAGGACAAAUGCCUUAUUCAGAUGCAACACUGAAUAAUAGUUCAUCCCUGUGGGAG